AUGGCCAGCCAGGUGCUGCCAACUCCACCCCUCCACCUCGACCCGCUCUCCAAUGUCAACAUGACGAACGGGGCUCCGAUUACCACGGUGCUGAUCACCCCAGCUGAACAGUUCAACUACACCUUGAUGACUCUGUUCAUCUUCUUCUUCGUCUUUCGAUAUCUCCGCACGGUGGUCUCGAUCUUCACUUGGUUUUCUUGGUCCGCCAUUCCCGUGGCCGAGAAGCCGAAGUACACUUCCCAGGAUGUUACGGUCCUGAUUCCAACGACUUUCAAGACUCCGGCAGAGCUGAUGGCUUGUAUCAAGCGUAUCCUCGCCUGCAACCCGGCCAAGGUCUUCGUGAUCACUUCGGACGACAAUGUGCACUUGGUCAAGGACAUGUGCAUUCUCCACAACUUUGGCCAGCACGAUGUGGUUGUCUUGGGUAUUGAGCACCUCAACAAGCGCAAGCAGCUUCUCCGUGCUAUUCCCCUUGUCGAAACCGAAAUCACUGUGCUCGCCGACGACGACGUCUUCUGGCCCGACGAGAACUACCUCGACUAUCUGCUUGCCGUCUUCGAAGACGACAAAGUCGGCGGCGGCGGCACUCGUCAGCGGGUACACCGCAACCUCCGCACCGAUUGGGUCAACAUGCUCGGGAUUUCAUACCUGGAGCGUCGUGUCUGGAACAACUGCACCACCAACGCCAUCGAUGGAUCGAUCUCGACUUUGUCCGGUCGUACGGCCGCAUAUCGUUCUUGCAUUCUCCAGAGCGACUCCUUCCGCUACAAGUUCCUCAACGACACUUGGCGAGGACGUCCACUGAACUCGGACGAUGACAAGUUCAUUACGAGAUUCACCUAUGGCAGCGGUUGGAAGAUCGUCAUUCAGCCAGACAAUCGGUCCGUUCUGGAAACCACCGUCGAGGCUGAUUUCCCAGGAUACCAGCAGCAGUGUCUGCGAUGGGCUCGUGCUCACUGGCGUGGCAACUUCACCGUAAUGGAAAACGAGACGUACUGGCGCUCGCUGAGAAUGUGGUGGGGCCUGUACGCAAUCUACGUGAGCAUGUGGCAGACACCGAACAUUCUGUGCGAAGGCCUCCUCGCAGGUCUCCUGUACGGCGCAGUCGGUAGCCCAUCAGUCGCCCCGCUUUUCUGGAUCGCCCUCGGUUGCUGGAUCUUCUUUGCGAAGAACCUCAAGAUGCUUCCUCACUUCUGCCGGUACCCGCAGGACAUGGUGUACAUUCCGGUACUGAUGUUGUUCUCGUAUUACCACGGGUACCUCAAUGUCAAGGCUUUGUGCACAAUGACAACAACACAUUGGGGCAACAAACAGUUGUCCGAAGAAGAGAAGCCUCGAGUUCGGCCUGACCAGAUCCCAGACUUGGUUCGCAACGCAAGGGUAUGGCUGACCAAGAAACCAAAGUGUUCAAUUGACUAA
Molecule: messenger RNA, 1419 nt
Organism: Cercospora beticola
Lineage: Eukaryota; Fungi; Ascomycota; Dothideomycetes; Mycosphaerellales; Mycosphaerellaceae
Source: RefSeq, a predicted model, not a curated record